GGGGAUCCCGAGGCACUCGCGGCCCGGAGUCUGUGAGGCCCGGGAGCAGCGCCAGUCGUCCCGCCUAGCCACAACUUGCCCAGACGAGACAGGCUUCAUCCUGCGCCCUGGAAAAAAAAGCCGGCUCGCCUCUACUAGCUCUGCUUCUCCUCCGCCUCCACGGGCACCGCCUGCGCGACUUGCGCCCCUGGAGUCCGGAUCCCCUUUGUCGUCCCCAUCUGCCUGCAGCGCCCGGCGCCCGCCGAGGAGCGCGCAGCUAGAUGCUGGGGAUAUAACCGUGAGCGAGAGGGAGCACAAUCCUUGUUGCCGCUGAGCCUGCAGUCCAGUGGAUGGAACUGACAGUCCACCUAGCUACCAGGAAAUUAAAAAAAAAAAAAAAAAAAUUCCUGAUGGUCCAAGCAGGGCCUCGCUGGCCACUGAGGAAUGCCUGGCUUUUCUUCAGCCAUCCUUCUCUGUGGUAACCACAGGCAGCCCCAAGAAACCCCAAGAAUGAGAGGCCCGAAAUCUGCAAGGAGCUGCUAGAAAUGUUUUCAAUUUUCCGGAAAACAGAAUGCAGCCCGGAUAUAAGUUUGUAAGGGCCCUGGGCGCGCGCUGACCUCGCGCGGGGCGGGCGCCCUUUGCUGCCGGUACGCCCGGGGGCGCUGUCAUAGCAACGGCCUGGACGCCCAGACUUUAGGCCGCCGCCGCCGCCUCCGGGGUCCCGGCCUUCUCCAGCUCGCAAGGAGUGUGGCGGCGGCGGCCCGGAUUGGCGAGACCAGCCCCCCUCCUUGGAUGCAACCAGAGGCGGCGCACUAGCUUCCAAGCAUGCCCUUCCAGAAGCAUGUGUACUAUCCGCUGGCCAGCGGCCCGGAGGUUCCGGCGGCCACUGCCGCCUCUGCGGCGGGCGCGGCGAGCGCAGCCGCCAUGGCCUGUGUUCCCCCCACCGCGGCUUCGGGGUCCCUGCCCUUCUUCCAAUUCCGACCGCGGCUGGAGAACGUGGACUGGCGGCGGCUGAGCGCCAUCGACGUGGACAAGGUGGCGGGGGCCGUGGACGUGCUCACACUGCAGGAGAACAUCAUGAACAUCACCUUCUGCAAGCUGGAGGACGAGAAGUGUCCGCAUUGCCAGUCGAGCGUGGACCCGGUGCUGCUGAAACUCAUCCGCCUGGCACAGCUCACGAUUGAGUACCUGCUGCACUCGCAGGACUUCCUCACCUCGCAGCUGCACACCCUGGAGGAGCGGCUGCGCUUGACCCUGGCCGACUGCGAGCAGAGCAAGAAGCUGGUCACCAAACAGGCGGGGGAGAUCAAGUUACUCAAGGAUGAGUGUAAACGCAGGAAAAAGAUGAUCUCUACCCAGCAGCUGAUGAUCGAGGCCAAAGCCAGCUAUUACCAGUGUCAUUUUUGUGACAAGGCUUUUAUGAACCAAGCUUUCCUGCAAAGUCAUAUUCAACGCCGCCAUCCUGAAGAUUCUCACCUUGAGUAUAAGAAAAAGGUGCAGACCGAUAAGCUCCAGGAUGAAAUCAACAUAUUGAAGGAACAGCUGCAGCUCACCAAAUCUCAGUUAGAGGCGGCACAGCAUGCACAUGCGGUCAGAUUCUCUAAGGAGUAUGAAAUGCAAAAAACAAAAGAGGAAGAAUUUCUGAAGUUGUUUGAUAGAUGGAAAGAAGAAGAAAAGGAGAAACUAGUUGAUGAGAUGGAAAAAGUCAAGGAGAUGUUUAUGAAGGAGUUUAAAGAACUAACUUCCAAGAAUUCAGCAUUAGAAUAUCAAUUGUCAGAAAUACAGAAGUCCAAUAUGCAGAUCAAGUCAAACAUAGGCACAUUAAAAGAUGCACAUGAGUUUAAAGAAGACCGUCCUCAGUAUCCUCAGGAUUUCCAAAAUGUGAUGCAACUUCUUGAUAGUCAGGAAAGCAAGUGGACAGCUCGAGUUCAAGCCCUUCAUCAAGAACACAAGAAAGAAAAGGGUCGGCUCCUUUCACAUAUAGAGAAACUUCGAACCUCAAUGAUAGAUGAUCUAAAUGCAAGUAAUGUUUUCUACAAGAAAAGAAUAGAAGAGCUAGGCCAGAGACUCCAGGAACAGAAUGAGGUGAUUAUUACUCAGAGGCAGCAGAUUAAAGAGUUUACCAGUAAACCAUUAAACAGUGUCAGUGAACCCAAAGGGAAUCCUUUAGCCUGGCAAACUUUUGAACCUAAGACACCUGCCCCAGCUGUACCUGUGAAUGCUCCAGCACCACAGACUUUGGAUGCUAAAUCAGGUCUAACAAUAGCACAUGAACAGGCAUUCGCAUCACACAUACUGGAACCAAUAGAAGAACUUUCAGAGGAAGAAAAAGUAAGGGAAAAUGAACUCAAAUUAAAUAACAGCAAGGUACAUUUAAGGAAAGCUUUGAAGAAUAAUCCCUCCCUCACUAAGGAAAUAAGAACUGUCUUGGAACAGAGCUUGGUGGAGAAACUGGAAACCUUGGGAAUUAAUGCAGAUAUACGUGGUAUCCCAAGUGAUCACUUGAAUAGAGUGCUGAGAAAUGUGGAAUCAGCAAGACAUGAAAGAGAAAGACAAAUACCUAACAUUCAGCAAAUUCGAGAAUUCCUUGAAUAUCAGGUCAGCUGUAAAAUUGAGGAGAGAACAUUACUGUCUUCAGAUAAAUGCAGUAUUUCUCAAAUGGAUACCCUUGCAACUGGAGAAAGAUCCAAAGCAAUGCAACAUUCUUCCAAAAGCAGACAUUUGAUUAGACAAAGACCAGUUUUUACUGAUAGAACAUCUGUUCCAAAAAUUCGGAAAAAUAUCCUAGAAGAUAAUUUUCCCGGAAAGCCAUCUACUGUUACGACCCCUCCCUUUAGUUCAGAGGAGGAAUUGGAUGAUGAUGACUUCGUACAGGCAUAUGCAUCCCCAGACUUACCUCCUCUGCAAUCAUCUAAAAGCAACAAGGGUAGCUUUGCAAUGAAUACUGCCAAAAGUGACACUGACUGGACCAAAGAGAGUGAAAUUGAGGACUCUGAUGUUUCUCCCAAGCCUGCAGGAACCGCCAUUAAAACACUAACUGAAAAAGUUGAAAAAACAGUUACAAAUCACAGAAAUGUUAAUAAACUAGUUGGUGGUAUUAAUGUUGCUGAGGCAUUCAUCAAAGAAGAAGAAAUACCAGAAGGACUAAAGUGUGCAGAUGUGGAUGAGGAUGACUGGGACAUAUCAUCCUUAGAGGAAGAAAAAUCUUUGGGGGAAAAAACUGGGAAAGAACAGAAGGAACCUCCACUGGUGAAGAAUGAAUCAAAUUCUACUCACAUACCAAGUGCCUGGGGUGCAUCUAAUGCUAGAGGGCCAAAGGGAGAAGGACUUCAAGAAAAUGAAUCAAGCACAUUAAAAAGCAGCCUGGUAACUGUGACUGAUUGGAGUGACUCCUCAGAUGUAUAACUAGAAUUCCAAAUGUCAGAAGAUUCUUCCAGAAGCCAACAGUAUUUCAGUGUCACAGCAUUUUAAGCUCAUGCCUUAUAGUAUUUCCUACAAUAACAAGGAAGCUUAUUCAGAGAACAAGGCUCUCUUUAAUGGCAUCUAAUACAGUAUUAAACAAGAUUGUCAGCAGUAUUUGGAAGCAUAUAAAGGUGUUCAAGUCUUCAGUUGCUUAAAAAUAACAUGUCAUCAAAGUCAUAAAAAGCUUCAGAAUGGUAAUCUAGUGUUAAGUGUAUUUUUUUCAAAUAGUUUUUAAGUGAAUUUUUUUCUUUUUUAGCUUAUUAUAGCAGGUUUUGGUUUGAAUUAUUAAACUUUUUAAGAAGAUUUACUUUUUUAUGUAAAUCAUCACAUAUGGAAUGUGAUAUAAAAUUCUGUUAGUAUCCUCAAAAUUGAAUUAGUGGAAUCAGUGAAACCUUAAGAGUGGACUGGUUAUUUUUCAUAUGUAAGUUUUCAAAUUAUAAUAUAGCUAUGCCCAUUGUAAGCACAUUUUCCUGAAAUACCUUCAUCAUAUGCAGUAUUGAGCCAUUGUAAGCAUGUUGCUGUUAAAACAAUUAUUUUAGAAGUUAAAUACUAUUUCUGGAGUAUAACCUUUAAUUUGGAUAUUUUAUGAAUAAAAUGUAGCUAUUUUAAGUGCCAAUUAAUUUAUCAGAAUAUAAAUAGAAAAGAUUGAGUAAUUACUGAAUUCAUGUUUAUGUAGUUUUUUAAAAAAAAAUUUUUAAAUGUAAAACCCGAAUUAUAAAAUACCUCAAAAGAAAUUUAGUUAUAUUCUUGAGCAAUGACAUUGUCAAAGGUUAGAAAAUUCAUAUGAGCUGUUUUUGCAUUUUUUUAUACUUUGUGGUACUAUCUGUAGUCUGUUUCCAAAAAAGUAACAAUUUAAAUGAUGUGUUGGGUUUUGGAGUUCUUCAUUUUGUUAACCUUUCAAGUAAAGCCCUUCAUUACAUCA
Molecule: messenger RNA, 4363 nt
Organism: Choloepus didactylus (southern two-toed sloth)
Lineage: Eukaryota; Metazoa; Chordata; Mammalia; Pilosa; Megalonychidae
Gene: DZIP1
Product: DAZ interacting zinc finger protein 1
Exons: 23
Coding region: 805-3384 (859 amino acids)
Biological process (GO): cilium assembly
Cellular component (GO): cytoplasm; ciliary basal body
Source: RefSeq, a predicted model, not a curated record